This is a messenger RNA of Eptesicus fuscus (big brown bat), 1011 nucleotides long. RefSeq names its product TATA-box binding protein associated factor 9b (gene TAF9B). Gene Ontology annotation, molecular function: protein heterodimerization activity; RNA polymerase II general transcription initiation factor activity. Bases 7 to 651 code for a protein of 214 amino acids. Gene Ontology annotation, biological process: DNA-templated transcription initiation. Gene Ontology annotation, cellular component: transcription factor TFIID complex. The record is from RefSeq and is a predicted model, not a curated record. Lineage: Eukaryota; Metazoa; Chordata; Mammalia; Chiroptera; Vespertilionidae. The transcript is spliced from 6 exons.
GAGAACAUGGAGUCGGGCAAGAUGGCGCCUGGCAAGAACGCUCCGAGAGACGCCUUGGUGAUGGCACAGAUCCUGAAGGAUAUGGGAAUUACAGAGUACGAACCAAGAGUUAUAAACCAAAUGUUGGAAUUUGCUUUCCGAUAUGUAACUACAAUUCUGGACGAUGCAAAAAUUUAUUCGAGCCAUGCUAAGAAACCUAAUGUUGAUGCAGAUGAUGUGAGACUGGCAAUCCAGUGUCGUGCUGAUCAAUCUUUUACCUCUCCUCCCCCAAGAGAUUUUUUACUGGAUAUCGCAAGGCAGAAAAAUCAAACCCCUUUACCUCUGAUUAAGCCAUAUGCAGGACCCAGACUGCCACCUGACAGAUACUGCUUAAUAUCUCCAAACUAUAGGCUGAAGUCCUUAAUUAAAAAGGGACCUAACCAAGGAAGACUACUUCCACGGUUAAGUGUUGGUGCUGUUAGUAGCAGACCUACCACUCCUACUAUAGUUCCUGCAACAACUGCAGUUCAAAAUGUUCUAAUUAAUCCUUCAAUGAUUGGACCAAAAAAUAUUCUUAUUACCGCCAACAUGGUUUCAUCACAGAACACAGCCAAUGAAUCAAACCCAUUGAAGAGAAAACAUGAAGAUGAUGAUGACAGUGAUACUCUGUAAGGAAAUAAUCUAGAUGCAUUUCAGAUGCAUAGUUGGUUUUGAGCCCAAUAUACUGAACUAGAACAUUCUAGAUCUUCUCAAGUUUUAUCUUGGAAAACAAAGACAGCUGCAGUAUUUUUCAUAUUUAUGUAAACUGUUAGAUUUAAGUAAGGCUGCCAGUGUUUUUUCAUUAGGCUUCAAGUAGAAAAAGUUAAGCAAUUAUUUAAUAGCUCCACUAACGUUGAGUCCUACAAUUCUGUUUUUGGAAGCAGUUUUCUGCCAUGUAUCACUGACAAUAGCACUUAAGUUUCAGUUUCUGUGGCCUGAUCAGUGAACUGAUCUUUACAGCAUAAUUUUUUUUUUUUACAGCAUAAUUUUUAA